GAAGUCAAAGGGAGAACACGUCUCCUCUUUUUUAUGUCUUUACCCACAGGUUCCUCGAAUUAUCCUGUGGCUGAUGGUCGAGCUUGCCAUCAUUGGAUCUGAUAUGCAAGAAGUCAUUGGCUCAGCGAUUGCCAUUAACCUCCUGUCUGUGGGGAAGAUCCCGCUGUGGGGCGGCGUGCUCAUCACCAUCGCUGACACGUUUGUGUUCCUCUUCCUGGACAAAUACGGCUUGCGGAAGCUGGAAGCGUUGUUUGGGUUUCUGAUUACCAUCAUGGCUCUAACGUUUGGAUACGAGUACAUCACCGUAAAACCCGACCAGGGGAAGCUGCUGCAGGGGCUGUUCGUCCCCUACUGCCAGAACUGCGGCACGCCGCAGCUGGAGCAGGCCGUGGGCAUCGUGGGUGCCGUCAUCAUGCCGCACAACAUGUACCUGCACUCGGCCUUGGUCAAGUCCCGGCAAGUGAACCGUGCAAACAAAAGGGAAGUCCAAGAAGCUAACAAGUAUUUCUUCAUUGAGUCCUGCAUAGCUCUCUUCGUCUCCUUCAUCAUCAAUAUCUUCGUGGUGACUGUCUUCGCCGAGGCGUUCUUCGAGAAGACGAACGCGGACGUGAACAACGUCUGCAUGAACACCAGCAGCCCCCACUCCUCACUCUUCCCAAACAACAACCAGACGCUGGAAGUGGACAUCUACAAAGGGGGUGUCGUCCUGGGGUGUUACUUUGGCCCUGCUGCUCUCUACAUCUGGGCCAUCGGGAUCCUCGCUGCCGGCCAGAGCUCAACGAUGACGGGGACGUACUCUGGGCAGUUUGUCAUGGAGGGCUUCCUGAACCUGCGGUGGUCUCGCUUUGCCCGGGUGCUGCUGACGCGCUCCAUCGCCAUCACCCCCACGCUCUUCGUGUCCAUCUUCCAGGAUGUGGAACACCUCACUGGCAUGAACGACUUCUUAAACGUUCUUAUGAGCCUCCAGCUUCCCUUCGCUUUGAUCCCUGUCCUGACCUUCACCAGCCUGCCCAGUGUCAUGAAUGACUUUGCCAACGGAUUGUUCUGGAAGGUGGCUGGAGGCCUCCUGAUCCUCCUCAUCUGCAGCAUUAACAUGUACUUUGUGGUGGCCUAUGUCAUGUCCCUGAACCACUUGGCUUUAUACAUUGGGGCUGCAGUUCUCAGUGUGGUCUACCUGUCCUUCGUGGCAUACUUG
Molecule: messenger RNA, 1195 nt
Organism: Merops nubicus (carmine bee-eater)
Lineage: Eukaryota; Metazoa; Chordata; Aves; Coraciiformes; Meropidae
Gene: SLC11A2
Product: solute carrier family 11 (proton-coupled divalent metal ion transporter), member 2
Exons: 10
Biological process (GO): metal ion transport
Cellular component (GO): plasma membrane
Molecular function (GO): manganese ion transmembrane transporter activity; cadmium ion transmembrane transporter activity; iron ion transmembrane transporter activity
Source: RefSeq, a predicted model, not a curated record